GAGAGAGAACGAGAGAUAGAGACUGUAUACAGAGUUACAGACAAAAUAUACGUAUACAAACUAAAAAGGAAAGAACGGCUGGAAUAAGUGUGCCUUUCAAAAUUACAAAGAUCCGAUCAACAAAUCACUGCAUUCUAACAUCGUUUCUGAGAUUUGCAACUAGGUAGUUAAGAACUUGUUUAGUACAAUCCUUUAAUGGGUGCACCUAAACAAAAGUGGACUCCUGAAGAAGAAGCUGCUCUUAAAGCUGGAGUUCUUAGGCAUGGGCAGGGAAAAUGGCGCACAAUUCUCAAGGAUCCAGAGUUCAGUGGAGUUUUGUAUCUGCGAUCAAAUGUAGAUCUCAAGGACAAGUGGAGAAACAUGAGUGUCAUGGCAAAUGGCUUGGGAUCUAGAGAAAAGGCAAGGUUAGCUCUUAAAAGGAUUCAUCAAACCCCUAAACAGAAUGAGAGCCCAAUGGCACUUGCUAAUGUAGCUCAAAGUGAUGAAGAUACUAGUGAAGCCAAGCCAAUUGCAACUUCUAGUGAUUCUCCACGUCCUGGUGGCUCAAGAAGAUCUAUCAUAAGAUUGGACAAUCUUAUCAUGGAUGCCAUAAACAACUUGAAAGAGUCUGGUGGUUCCAACAAGACAGCUAUCUCUGCCUACAUAGAGGAUCAAUAUUGGGCGCCUCCAAAUUUUAAAAGGUUAUUGUCAGCAAAACUGAAGUAUCUGACUGCAACAGGGAAACUUGUUAAGAUGAAACGGAAGUAUAGAAUAGCAACAACUUUAACGCUGUCUGAAAGAAGAAGAAACACUCCAAUUUCACUCUUGGAGGGAAGACAGAAACUGUCACCAAAGCCUGAUUCUGAUGAUAUUGACAUGCUCACUAAAUCACAGAUCGACUCAGAGUUAUCCAAGAUGAGGAGUAUGACUCCUGAAGAGGCGGCAGCUGCUGCUGCUCAAGCUGUUGCUGAAGCAGAAACUGCCAUAGCAGAAGCUGAGGAGGCUGCAAGGGAAGCAGAGGCCGCAGAAGCUGAAGCAGAAGCUGCCCAAGCCUUUGCAGAAGCAGCAAUGAAGACACUACAGUGGAGAAGCACUCCAAGGACGAUGAUCCGUGCUUGAUGGAUUUGCAAACGGGCGGUCACAAUCUCUGAGGCCGUUUCUGGAUGCCAGCCACUGUUUCUCCAUGGUUGUAAAUAUGAUACGGAGUAGAUUUUUUUGUCUGUAGAAUCAGGUGGUGGAUUAAGAUGCACCUUCUCAUUCUGAACAUUCUUUGAUACAGUACUGGCAAAUCCUUUGAUGGUAUUUGUGUCUGUCUUGUUUCCUCUGCAUUUAGUUCUAGUGGAAUUUUAGGAGCCCCCUCCCCCCCUCCAACAAAAAGGAGAAAUAGAAAGAAAAUGGAAAGGUAGUAAUAAACCACUGUAAAAUGGAAGAGGAUGAAAUAUUCACAGCUUUUUAUGUAGUGUUGAAUGUUGAUAAUUUGUAUUUGUAUGAUGUUUGGGGAUCCCCAAGUUCCAGUACUCAGGAGAAUAAUACCAACCUCUAUUCUAUCAUGUUUAUUAUC
Messenger RNA from Ipomoea nil (Japanese morning glory), 1540 nucleotides. Its product is annotated as telomere repeat-binding factor 1-like. Gene Ontology annotation, molecular function: double-stranded telomeric DNA binding. Gene Ontology annotation, cellular component: nucleosome. NCBI's taxonomy places the organism in Eukaryota, Viridiplantae, Streptophyta, Magnoliopsida, Solanales, Convolvulaceae. The record is from RefSeq and is a predicted model, not a curated record. Bases 196 to 1098 code for a protein of 300 amino acids. The transcript is spliced from 7 exons. Gene Ontology annotation, biological process: nucleosome assembly.